Acipenser ruthenus (sterlet) is the source of this 491-nucleotide messenger RNA. It is a transcript of the gene smim36, whose product is annotated as small integral membrane protein 36. NCBI's taxonomy places the organism in Eukaryota, Metazoa, Chordata, Actinopteri, Acipenseriformes, Acipenseridae. The transcript has a single exon. Bases 207 to 491 code for a protein of 94 amino acids. The record is from RefSeq and is a predicted model, not a curated record.
CCAACAUAUCCAUUCUGAUCUCUGGGAGAAGGGGACGCUCUCCUGCUGCUCCUCCUCACGCACUCCCUCACUCACUCACUCCCUGACUGGCUGGCUCGCUCAGUCCCUGGCUUCACCUUUCUCCACUGCGUGCAGGUAGCUGCGGGCUCUUUGUUUGUCGUUUGUUAUUGUUUUACUGCACGAUGUGAAGAUAACAUGCGAUUCCGAUGGAGUUCUACCUGGAAAUCGACCCUGUGACUUUGAACCUGAUCAUCCUGGUUGCCAGCUAUGUCAUCCUGCUGCUGGUAUUCCUGGUGUCCUGCGUCCUGUACGACUGCAGGGGGAAGGACCCCAGCAAGGAGUAUGACUCUGAGCCAGCCCUAGCCACCCAGUCCCCUAUCAGGCUGGUGGUGAUGCAGAGCUCCCCUGCCACAGCCCGCUUUGGAGAGAAGGUCGCCAGCACGUACGAGGCCCCCACCGACCUCACAGAGAAGAGAAGUACUUUGGUCUAA